This is a messenger RNA of Entamoeba invadens IP1, 1371 nucleotides long. RefSeq lists its product as hypothetical. Gene Ontology annotation, molecular function: guanyl-nucleotide exchange factor activity; phosphatidylinositol phosphate binding. The transcript has a single exon. Gene Ontology annotation, cellular component: cytosol; intracellular membrane-bounded organelle. NCBI's taxonomy places the organism in Eukaryota, Evosea, Mastigamoebida, Endamoebidae. The coding region runs from base 1 to 1371 and encodes 456 amino acids. Gene Ontology annotation, biological process: endocytosis; endocytic recycling. The record is from RefSeq and is a predicted model, not a curated record.
AUGGAACAACACAGUCCAAUUCAACGUGCGAUCGCAACGGCGAACGGUUCUGUCGUUGAGAGUUUUUCAAUUUGGGGACUACCGGGCAAGUUUCGAGUUGAGAAGUCAUUCAACUUUUUUCGCCGCUCACAGAAUUUUCCCGCGCAACUUCUUUUUUCAUAUCCUCCAAAAAACACACUCAACGACAAAAUUGGGGAGUUCAUUGUUCCUCGUGGCGUUAUAGUUCGCCCCGUCGAGAAUUUCAACGCCCUUUUGAAUAGCCCCGUCGGCAUUCACAUCACGUUCAUUCCAAAUGAAGAGUCCCCUGUUUUUUGUGUCUGUUUCACUCGGUUUGAACUCUUACAAUACCCUUCCGAUUUAAUUCAAGAGACUUCAAUGACAUCCAUAUACUCAACACAACAGUUAGAGACCGUACGAGUCUACUGUAUAACAACCCGAUCACCAGACAUAUCACUCUUGACACCGAUUAUUCAAGAUCUGUUCAUGACUGAUUUCUGCUUUAAGGAGCAGUGGAUCAAGCAGUUCUAUUUGAAGACUAUACCUUUAAUCCCCCAAUUCAAAUACCAAAGCACAGCAACACGCCUCUAUCCACUCUUGGAUAGUUUAAAGAACUUACACACAGACCAACCAACACUCGACUUACUCUCAAAACACGCGAUCAUCAGAUUAUUCUCCGUCACUAAGAUCGCAGGGAUCUUAGCUAUGGUGUCUUCACUCCUUCUGAAUAUAUCCGUCUUCUUAAUCGGUCGAAAUAUCCCUCUGGUCACUGACUGCGCUUUAUCGCUAAUUCCACUCUUGGGGCCGUUCGAGUGGGAAGGCGUCAUCAUCCCUUAUAUCCCAUCACACCUCUACGAGUUCCUCGAAUCCCCAUUACCGUCGAUCUUUGGAACGGAAAUGCCGACAGAACCAGUCAACAUCUCCGCAUUUGUAGCACCCGUCGAGCCACUGGGACUAAUGGAUAAUAUAGAUAAGAUCUUCUUAAAUAACGAGAAAACUCCUCUUCCUAUCCCAUACUUCGAGGAUGUAUUUAUGGAACUCAAAAAUCUGUGCGAUCGGGAGAUUGUGGAGAUUCUCAGAAUGAGCAGUUACGAGGAACGAAUGGUCGCCAUCAAUAAAUCGGGAAAGGGUGAGAAGUUCGGAAUGGAAGUCAUGAAAAUUAUGAAGGAAAGAUUCUACGACAAAAUCAUUGGAAAAAUCACACUGUUUUGUAAAAUCAACGGACCACUCACUUUUAAGGAAUUCCAAGAAAAGUUCCCAAAUACGAUCCCAAGCGGAUCACUGAGAACUUGGUAUAGUGAGUUCGUCAUGUCACAACACUUCUCCUCUUGGUGGAUUCGAAAUAAAAUGUCUAAUUUACAGAAGUCUAGUUAA